Molecule: messenger RNA, 450 nt
Organism: Rangifer tarandus platyrhynchus (Svalbard reindeer)
Lineage: Eukaryota; Metazoa; Chordata; Mammalia; Artiodactyla; Cervidae
Source: the annotation of a GenBank genome assembly
AUGGGAGAGGACAGUGCUGGCAGCAGCCUGCUGAGGAAGGGACCCCCUGGGCUGGCCUCUCUUCUGCUCGGGUACCUCUCCGUCUUUGCUCACCUUCUCCCCAGUCCCCAUGUGGGUGUGGGGCAGAAAGGAGAGAAGGGUCAGAGGUGGGCGGAUGUUUCUGGCUUCCAGGUAGAGGCAGGGGCCAGGCAAGUGUUUGCUGAAGAAGCUGCACUUUUAAGAGUUUGUGCCAGAGCAGCAGGGAGCAGAGGGCUGCACUGGGCUGCGAGCGACAGGGACCCAGGGGUGGGGAGGCGGGUCCCCUGUUUGCCGGUGGGCACUAUAGUGAGCCUCUGGGACAGGCCGCGUGGUCAGGUGGUGGCAGAGAGAGCCAAAAGCAUUUGGCCAGGCAUGGGGGUGGGUAUGAUCUGGCCUCCUGGGCUAUACUCGGGGGGUGGUCAGGGGCCGUGA